Molecule: messenger RNA, 1815 nt
Organism: Oncorhynchus nerka (sockeye salmon)
Lineage: Eukaryota; Metazoa; Chordata; Actinopteri; Salmoniformes; Salmonidae
Product: zinc finger protein 3-like
Exons: 4
Coding region: 1-1737 (578 amino acids)
Molecular function (GO): nucleic acid binding; zinc ion binding
Source: RefSeq, a predicted model, not a curated record
AUGAAGACUGUGACGGAAGGGAAAGAAGAAGGUCCCCUGUGUCAUUACACGGUGACCAGCCUGGCAAGAAACAACUUCAGGGUGGUCACCGUAACCAUGUACAAUCCGCACGUGAAGGACGAAGAAGUGAGGGCCUUUCUGGGGAGGUACAUGGACAAUGUCUCCUCAGCGAGGGGAACCCUAUACUAUGCACGUCAGCCCCCGUUCUGCAGGCGUUGUAUGGCCUACGGCCAUAUCCUGGCCUCGUGCAGCGCCAAGAGGUGUCGAUUUUGUGGGUCGGAAGAGCACGAGGCCAAGGAAUGUGACGAGCCCAAGGCUUGCCACGGGUGUGGCUCAAGAGCACACCUGUGGCGUGAUUGCCCGGCUCGUCACAGGUCAUACGCGUCUGCAGCUGGGGGAGCGGGGGAUGGGGGGAGGAAAGAGAGGACGCAUGCGGAUUGUACGGAUGGCACAGGGGAAAGGACGGAGAAGGACGAAGAAGGGAAGAAUGAAGAGGCGAAAAGAAAGAGGAGAGAAGAUGGACCGAAGGAAAAAGAAGGAGAGAAGAAAAAGAAGGCGGAAGAACGGGAAGGAGCAGAGAAGAGGGAGAAGGGGAGAAGAGAAGGAGUGGAAGGGGACAGUGACAGUGACGGGGACGGAGGGAGAAGACCUUUUUGGAAUGAAGAGGGGGAGAUUACUGUCACAUUAGAGGAGGACGAAGAAGAGAAGACUGGAGAUCUGAUUACCACCAGUAAAUACAGAGAACAACAUCAUGAUGCUGACAAGGCAGAGAAGAGACUCUCCAGAUCAGAACACCUCAAUAAACACCAGCAGAGACCCACAGGGAAGAAAUCUCACCACUGCUCUGAAUGUGGGAAGAGUUACUCAAGAUCAGAUUCACUUAAACUACAUAAGAGAAUACACCAGCGAGUACACACAGGAGAGAAACCUCACCACCGCUCUGAAUGUGGGAAGAGUUACUUAAAAUCAGAUUCACUUAAACUACACCUGAGAAUACACACUGGAGAGAAUCUUCACUUCUGCUCUGACUGUAGGAAGAGAUUCACCUCUUCAGUAGACCUUAAAAUACAUCAGAGAAUUCACACUGGAGAGAAACCUUUUGGCUGUGAUCAAUGUGGGAAGAGUUUUACUAAGCCAAUCAACUUGAAAUCACACCAGGGAAUACACACUGGAGAGAAACCUUAUGGCUGUGAUCAAUGUGGGAAGAGUUUUACUCAGUCAAGCGGCCUGAUAUCACACCAGAUAACACACGCAGGAGAGAAACCAUAUAGCUGUACUCAAUGUGUGAAGAGUUUUGCUACAUCUGUCUAUCUGAAGAUACACCAGAGAACACACACAGGAGAGAAACCAUAUAGCUGUACUCAAUGUGGGAAGAGUUUUGCUACAUCUGUCUAUCUGAAGAUACACCAGAGAAUACACGCAGGAGAGAAACCAUAUAGCUGUACUCAAUGUGGGAAGAGUUUUGCUUCAUCUGGCUAUCUGAAGAUACACCAGAUAACACACGCAGGAGAGAAACCAUAUAGCUGUACUCAAUGUGGGAAGAGUUUUGCUAAGCCAAUCAACUUGAAAUCACACCAGCGAAUACACACUGGAAAGAAACCUUAUGGCUAUGAUCAAUGUGACAAGAGAUACUCUGAUAAAAUAUAUCUAGUCAAACAUACAUGGAGUUGUUUCAUGAUAUCAAUGAAAUAUUUUCACAAUGUAGAAUGUUGUAACAUUGUAGUAGGAGUAUUCUAAUGAUGUCACAAUGUAGAAUGUUGUAUCAUUGAAGUAGGAGUAUUCUAAUGAUGUCACAAUGUAGAAUGUUGUAACAUU